Colius striatus (speckled mousebird) is the source of this 1701-nucleotide messenger RNA. RefSeq names its product Yip1 domain family member 3 (gene YIPF3). The coding region runs from base 293 to 1330 and encodes 345 amino acids. The record is from RefSeq and is a predicted model, not a curated record. The transcript is spliced from 9 exons. NCBI's taxonomy places the organism in Eukaryota, Metazoa, Chordata, Aves, Coliiformes, Coliidae. Gene Ontology annotation, cellular component: Golgi apparatus.
CAGCUCCCGGGUGGUGCGGGCCUGCUUCCAGGCCGCCGGCCGGCCCGCGGCAGCGCAUCCCGCCCGCCCUCCUCGCCGCGUCCCCUCUCCCCGUCACCCCCCGCGCUGUCGUGUCUCCGGCCCCGCGCCACACACGAGAUGGCGGCAGCGCCCGCCCGUGGCACAUCUCGCGAGCGCGCGGUGCCGCCGCCAGCGUCACAUCCGGCUGCUGCCCCGCUGCCCAGCGGCAGAAGCCAGCGCGGCUCGGCUCGGCCAAGCCCGGCGCGGCCCGGUUUCACUCGGCUCGGGCACCAUGGCCGCGCCGGGAGCAGCGGCGGGCGGCGGCAGGAGCGGCGCCGCCACCGGCUCCGCCGCCGACUGGGGCGGCUUCGAGGACAACAUGCAGGGUGGCGGCUCCGCCGUCAUCGACAUGGAGAACAUGGACGACACGUCGGGCUCCAGUUUCGAGGACAUGGGGGAGAUGCACCAGCGCAUGAAGGAGGAGGAGGAGGAGGAGGCGGAGGGCGAGGCAGGGGCCGCCGAGGAGGAGGACGGGGAGUUCUUGGGCAUGAAGGGGCUGCGGGGGCAGCUGGGGCGGCAGGUGGCUGACCAGAUGUGGCAGGCGGGGAAGAGGCAAGCCUCCCGGGCCUUCAGUCUCUACGCCAACAUCGACAUCCUCCGGCCCUACUUCGACGUGGAGCCCGUCCAAGUGCGAGCCAGGCUGCUGGAGUCUAUGAUUCCUGUGAAGAUGAUUAAUUUCCCACAGAAGAUUGCAGGUGAGCUGUACGGACCCCUCAUGCUGGUUUUCACACUGGUGGCCAUCCUCUUGCAUGGCAUGAAGACCUCGGACACCAUCAUUAGGGAAGGCACACUGAUGGGCACAGCCAUCGGCACCUGCUUCGGCUACUGGUUGGGCGUCUCCUCCUUCAUCUAUUUCCUGGCUUAUCUGUGCAAUGCCCAAAUCACAAUGGUGCAGAUGCUGUCGCUGUUGGGCUACGGUCUAUUCGGACACUGCAUCACUCUCUUUGUCACCUAUAAUAUCCACUUCCACUCCCUCUUCUAUAUCUUCUGGUUGGGUGUUGGUGGACUUUCUACACUACGAAUGGUUGCCGUGCUGGUGUCGCGCACUGUGGGGCAUACCCAGCGGCUCAUCCUGUGUGGCACCCUUGCUGCUCUGCAUAUGCUUUUUCUCCUCUAUCUGCACUUUGCUUACCACAAAGUGGUAGAAGGCAUCCUGGACACGUUGGAAGGACCCAACAUGCCGCCCUUUCAGAGAGUUGCCCGAGACAUUCCAGUUGUUUCCAAUACUGUAUUGAACACAACAGCCAAAGCCGUUGCAUUGACCCUGUAGUUUCACAGACUUGGACUUGCUUCCUUAGUACUUCUUUGGGGCUGCAUAGGGCCAUAAUAACCUGCUGCCUCUUAGGAACAGGACAGAACAGCAGGAAGGAGACUUGGUGGUGUUUUCCUGGACCUGUCUUUUGGGCUGCAGUUGUGGGCAGCUGAGUGGACUGCACCUCGGUGACUCAGAAGAACUGUGCUCUUCUUCCACCCAGGUCUGGGCUGCCUCGAGUAGAGUGGUUCUGUUGCCUGCAUGUUUCACUGGGGUUUCCCAGCGCAGUUUGUCCUUUACCCCACUUUCUGCUUGCUGAUGUAACCCCUGGGGUAUCUGCCCUGUUCCUGUCCUGAAGAGGGAAGAAUUAAAUUGAUGUUGGUGCUGAA